CAGGCGAACCAGAUGCCCGACAGUGAGCCGCUGCCCGUGGAUACUUAUUCCAAAUGCACAAGCAGGCGAGAACCACAGACACAUUUCACCCUUUGGCAGUUAACGGAACAAUCAUUUUGGUUUUUUUUUAUUUUGUUUUCCUGUCCCCGCCCCCUCGGUCUCUCUAUGUCAAUGUCUGCUUCAAAUGAGGAGCCUUCUUGGACUUGGAGUACCGGGCAUCAUUAGAAAAAAAGCUGGUUAUCCCACUCUGCCCAGGCUGCUGCUGCGGCGCUGCUGCUGCUGCCUGUGAGCGCGUCCUCUUGCUACUUUUGGGAUAUAUGUGUCUAUAUGCGCAAAAACAUGGAGAUUAUAUGACGUGGAUUUAUUUUUUGGACAAAACUGGACAUCUACAAUAACGUCAUCCCUUCUUUUUUUUCCUCCAAGUGCCUUUUUCAGCUUGUUCCCGUUUAAUUUAUGGCUACUUUAUGAUUUCAUGUCCUCCUCGAGUCCACGUCGUAUUUAUUUAUCUAUUUAUGUUGUACACUUAUUUUCUGUUCCGUUUCGGAGACGUGGAAGUGAGAUGCCUCGCACAGAACAUUUGUGGGGAGAAGAUUCCGCGCAGCAGCAGCAAGGAUGAAUGAAUGAUAGUCUCCCUGUAUAUCUGAGACGUGCCAUGGAUGGGAAACUUAAUUUGUUUCUACGGAGCCGAUCGGAGAAUAGCCGUCACGUCAAAUAACUCGGCUACUGCUGACAGCGAUCAGGACCAAUGUCAUAGGAUGAACACUGCUGGUAGGGUGUGUCUGUCUGUACUGUCCUCUUUCCUGGCUGUGGCUGGGGCUCUGGCUGCCGCGUCUGCCCUCGCUCUAGCUCCUCUCUCUGCCCUGGCUGAGGCUGCCUAUGGGGCUGCCAGUGGCAUCCCCAGCACUGGGGCAGAGGGGACCCCCUCACCCGUCUCCACACCAUGCUCCAGCCUUGUAGCUGGGGUCCUUUAUGGGUCUUUCUCCCUAAGGGAGCUAUUUCCCUCCAGGGCACCAGGCUGUUCCUGGUCCCUGGAAAACCCCGAUCCCACCAAAUACUCUCUUUACCUCCGCUUCACCCGCCACCCUAUCAUCUGCCAGACACACUCCCCCAUGCUUCUAUCUCUUGACCACCAUCUGGCAAAUCAAAGCUGUCCCCUUCAUUUACAGUCAGCUGCUGCCAGGGAUCAGGACAUCAUUGAUCUCUGCACCAGCCAAUCUAACUCAGAUGGACCUUACUCAUUCCUACAGUUUGAUAAGAACUUCGUCCAACUAUGUCUCACGAGACACCCAGCUGCUGAUGAGCCUCAGGUAACCAAGGAAUUACUGGAGCUGAGACUCGUGGAGGUGUUGCUCAUUAAUAAUGAGAACUCGAGUCAAUUUACCUGCGGUGUGCUCUGCCGAUGGUUCGAGGAGUGUUUACGCACAGGACACAAUGGAGAGCAGGAGGUUUCGGAUGCGGAUGGCUGCGGAAUGACCCAGACGGGAUGUAUCUGUCCAAACCACAACAUCAUGGCACCACCUGUUCCGCUGCUCCCAGAGACACCCCAUAGUUUCAGCAAUGGCUCGCUGGCUCCCGAUGAUUGCUGUGUUACUGAGCUGCAUUCCAAUGAUGCAAUCGCCAUAGCACCCAGAGAUGUCCGCCAAGAUCCAUAUGACGACGAUGAUCUGAAGGUGAAGACCCAAAGACCACGAUCAGCUGACCAGCCAGGUGUGUUUCAGGCACAAACAGGCGACCCUGCAGCAGAGGAGUGGUCACAGUGGAGUGUGUGCUCGCUCACAUGUGGCCAAGGCUGGCAAGUGAGGACACGAUCUUGCGUCUCCUCACCUUAUGGGACACUGUGCAGCGGUGCCCUGAGGGAAACGCGCAUGUGCAACAACACCGCUUCCUGUCCAGGUGAACCUGGCAUCACUGGCUCAGUGCAUGGGCUGUGGGACGAGUGGUCGUCAUGGAGUCUGUGCUCCGUGACCUGCGGGCGAGGCUCUAGGACACGAACCAGGAAGUGUGUGAACGGAGGGGUGGCUGUGAUUUGCGGACGGCCCGAGAUUCAAACCAAACUCUGCAACAUAGCAGUGUGCCCUGAAUACAAAUGGUCCCCAAAUGAAGUUUGAAUAAUGGCCGUUAUGGACAUGGACGUUAAAACAUGAGACAGUUUGCAACAACACUGGUGGCUACCAACUGAGUAAUAACCUGUGUUUUUUUCCCUGAAUGGAUUUCAGUCUGAGUGUGUGUUUGUGCGCUUGUACGCAAUCACUCACCGCUUGAGCAAUUAUCACAGGGUAAGUGCUUUUUAUUUAUUAUUGUA
Messenger RNA from Solea senegalensis (Senegalese sole), 2302 nucleotides. RefSeq names its product adhesion G protein-coupled receptor B2 (gene adgrb2). The coding region runs from base 657 to 2108 and encodes 483 amino acids. Gene Ontology annotation, molecular function: G protein-coupled receptor activity. The transcript has 6 exons. NCBI's taxonomy places the organism in Eukaryota, Metazoa, Chordata, Actinopteri, Pleuronectiformes, Soleidae. The record is from RefSeq and is a predicted model, not a curated record. Gene Ontology annotation, cellular component: plasma membrane.